Molecule: messenger RNA, 2530 nt
Organism: Aricia agestis (brown argus)
Lineage: Eukaryota; Metazoa; Arthropoda; Insecta; Lepidoptera; Lycaenidae
Exons: 15
Coding region: 307-2412 (701 amino acids)
Molecular function (GO): zinc ion binding
Source: RefSeq, a predicted model, not a curated record
UUUGUUCGUGCCUUCGUGAUUUAGAAAUGGCGUCUCUGUGAGUUGUCCUUUUCGCACAAAUAUUACGAUUUUAUUCAAACCAAAACAAGAAAAAUCUGUUUACAAACCGUGUAAUAUAAUUUUCUGUAUUACUCCAAAGCCGUAUUUAAUCUUAUAAUGAUCCAACGUGUUAAAAUGUGACCAUGACUGAUAUCGGGCAAGGCGUUUCGAUUUUAGUCCUCAAAAUUUCCAAUUUAUCUAAUAAAUCCUGGGUCAAAUAUAAUUUGGGGCCACUUUAGUGCAAAGUACUAGAUAACUCUAUAAAAAAUGGAUAAAAAGGGUAAGAAGAAAACUGUCAUAAAACGAAAGGCCGACGACUCGGGCGAAGGCGAGAAAAAGCCGAAAAUGGUGAACCGAGCGAAAGCCGAAGAGGAGAAGGACAAAGUGGAGGUGGUGAAUCAGGUGGUGGAGGUUCCCGUGGAGCAGGGGCAGCAGGUGGUACACACGGGGCAGCUGGUGGAGGGGAACUUCGAGCAGCCAGUGUUCGUGAACAUGAAGGGCGAGCCGGUGCAGCUGGGCCCCAACACGGUGAUCCUGUACGAACAGAGCGGGAACCCCUCGAACUUCGCGUUCGGCGGCAUGUGGACCAUGGACUCCUCGGGCCGGAUUGUGAUGGCGGAGACGAUUUAUGACGUGAAAGGGGAACCCGAAGAAGAGAGUGCUACUUUCGUUCAGAACGCCACAGAAGUUAGCAGUCAACCAAUAGAAGAGACGAGUACGACAUAUCAGCAGUUUGAACUGAGCAACAACAGCCAGGUGGAACAGGAGUAUGAGGUGGCCAUUAUUGAGAACACAGAAGAUACAUCAAACAGGCCUACGGAGACGCAGGUGAUCACAAAUGAAGCUCAGCUCCAAGCACUCGGAGCGGCGGCGAUGCGCUGGUUGAACCAGAAAUACGACUUUGUUGUGAGGAAACUACAACUCAAUUAUGAUGCUGGGGUGAAGCUCCUACACUCACAGUCGGGGUGCAUACAGUGUGUGUAUCUCACCACUCCAAGCAUGCAGAUGGCGUUCAACGCUGUGCCGCAGUUCUUGUGUAUUGAGACAGGUAUAGAAUUCAACAGUCCUAUGACGGGUGUAGUGGGGUCUGCCACGCCGCUCGUCAAGCACAAUGUCACUCUGUUCCUGGCUGAGGACGGCAACGGAAAAUCCGUUAUAGUUAGCGCAGGAAUAUCGACGCUGAUCGGCGACGACCUGACGUGGCUGCUGGAGACGUUCAAGUCGUGCAACCCCGCGUGGAAGCAAGUGCGCUGCGUCGUCAUCGACCCGACGCGCAGCCAGCAUAGCGUGUGCAGCGCGUUCCCGUCGGCGCACGUGUCGUGCAGCGUCUGGCAGGCGUCGCGCGCCGCCGCCGCGCGUGUCGUCGCCGACAGCCGCGACCACGGCGCCGCAGUCGCUGCGUUCGCCGCCGACGACGUCGCCGCGCGCUGCAAGACGUACGCGCUCGCGUUGCUGCGCGGUGACCACACGCCCGCUCAGCUGCAGGUUCUGAAGCGCAGUAUAAUCGGCACGGGCGCGGGCACGCUGCGGCUGUGGGAGGUGCUGACGCGGCCGGGCGGCGCCAUCGCGCGCCUCGACGCCUGGCUCGAAGCCGACAACUACACUAAUAUAUUACACAAGGGCUUGGAGCGUCUGGUGGGUAAGUUCAUGGGUCUGGUGCGCACGCAGCUGCAGCCCGAGGACUUCGUGUCGCUGUUCUUCAACGUCGCCAACCAGCUCGAGGACGAGCGGCGGAGCUUCGCCAUCGGCAAGCUGAGGGAUACAGAGACGUUGAAGCAGUCUCCGACAGACACCAUCACACAGUACGCAUACAACCUCAUGAGUCACCAGACGAAGCUCGCUCAGCGGUCGUUGGACGACCGGGCUGGCAGACGGCACAGCAACGCGGCGAUCUGCAAGUACGGCACGUCGACGCAGGAGUGCUCGUGCCUCUUCAGCAAGGUGUUCCGCCUGCCCUGUCGACACAUCCUGAUGCUGACCACGGAGCUCAAGGUGAAGACUCACAUCCCGUUCGAGCCGCGGUGGACGGUGCAGCACUGCCUGUUCGGCUGCGAGAACAACCCCGCCGUCACCGCCAACGCCACCGGCAACAGCGGGUUCAUGGAGCAGGUGGUGAUGGAGACGGCGGACGGGCACCGGCAGGCCAUACAGCAGGCGCCGCAGAUACACCAGGUGAGCGGCGUCCGGCAGCAGCAGUACGUGUUGACGGCGGCGGGGCAGCCCGCCACGCCCGUCUCGCAGGUGAUAUUCUGCGGCGGCGGCGUGGGCGGCGUGGGCGGAGUGGGCGCGGUGGGCGGCGGCGCGCCCGUCAUCACAUCAGUGCUGCCCGCCGGGGGCGCCGUGCUCACGCCGCAUCAUGCGUUACACCACUAGGGACACACCAGGAGAAAAUAGCCAGACAUUGGCAGACCUUGACAUCGAAGCUAACUGUGGACAAGACACAGCCAGACAUGGAAAACCCUUGCCAACACCAGAGUUAACAAGGCGUCAA